AUGGGUGCGACGCCGCUUCGCACGAUUAGCGCUCCCCGUGAGGCCUCAGGCGUGACGCGCUUGGACGCGCUGCCGUUGCAGUGGGUCUUUUUUCUGGAUCCUCCAUCUCUGCUCCGCAUCCAGACGGCUGGCUGGGCGGAGGAGGAACUGGUGCAGAAUGCUUGGAAGGAGCUUUGCGCGCAGGAGCUUGGCAUUCCCUCUGAAUUGCUGUGCCCCGUGGGCUCGGGACCUCGCUUGCAAGGUGCCCAGAGUUCCUCAAGUUCGCGGUGGUGCUGGAAGCGUGCCUUCUACGACUUGGACAUUGCCCCGGGUAAGAAUGCUCUUCGGAGCUCGAGCGAGGACUAUCAGUUCCUGCCCAGUCUUUAUGGCGAGUCGGCAUCGGCACCGGAGGGAGUGCAGUUCCUCCAAGAUGCUGAUGGGAAGGUAUUGCGGUGCCACCUGCGCCCGGGGUUCAUGGGACGAGAUCGCUGCGUCGUGGCUCAGCUGCCGCUGCCUGCGGUCCCUUCAGCCACCGUCCUGCCAUACGCCUCCGAAGAAAGACAUGGGUGCCACUGGAGGGUCGCCUACCGCAGUGCUUCGUACUACGAGGUUACGGUGGGCGGUGCCGGAGUUGGUGCCUGUCGCCGAGGGAGGGAUCGGGAGGAAGCCGUGCUGCACUGCAUCUCCGUGGGGCUCUGCACGCCGCGCUUCUCGCGCUAUGCUGUUGCCAAGCAGCAGGCAGGCUGGGAUGGAGAAUCCUGGGGCCUCCACAGCGACGACGGCCAGCUGUUCCACGCCUCCAAUCGAGGGUACCAGUUCGCAGACGCGAAGGUGGCAGGGCCAUUGACCUUCGGGGCGGGAGACGUGGUUGGCUGCGGGAUCUGUCAGCUGCCCGCCUCCAGCUUCGGCGACUGCGAGGCAUCGCAGGUCACAGCAGGGCCGCGGCCUCUGGCGCAUGCAAAGCGCAAGAUCUUCUACACUCUGAACGGUGCCUUCUUAGGAUUCGCCUUUGACCUCGAUCAAGUUCCUUGGGAUGUUCCGCUCUGGCCUUGCGUGCCUGUACUGCAGUUUAGCAAGCUCAGUGGUGUAGCGCGUCUCAACUUUGGAGUGCUAGAGUCCUCUUAG
This is a messenger RNA of Symbiodinium necroappetens, 1104 nucleotides long. NCBI's taxonomy places the organism in Eukaryota, Dinophyceae, Suessiales, Symbiodiniaceae. The record is from the annotation of a GenBank genome assembly.